UGUAUCGAUGACCUAGGCCUGCACAACCAUCAGGAGCUCCACAUGACUGUCCUCAGGCCUGGGCUCUCUGACCAUCAUCAUGGGCUACUUUCUCCGCCUGCUGCAGCUGCUCUCCACCUGCAUGGCCUUCUCCCUGGUGGCUGGUGUGAGCACUUUGCAGGCGGCUGCAGGUAACUGGUCCAUAUUUGUCUGGUGCUUCUGCUUCGUCAUGACCCUCAUCAUCCUCAUAGUCGAGUUGUGUGGGCUUCAGUCCCGCCUCCACCGCUCCUGGGACGGCUUUCUCAUCACCAGUGCCUCCUGUGCCACCUUCUUAUGUCUCUCAGGCUCCGUCAUCUUUGCCACCGCCUGCAUCCAGUUGCUGCCUCACAGCCCCUUUGGCGACCACGCCAUUGCGGUCACUGCCUUUUCCAGCCUUGCAUCUGUGGCUUAUGCCACUGAAGUGGUCUGGACCUGCGCCUGGUCUGGAGAGUUCUCCUGCUCUGUGCUCACCUUGCCAGGCCUGUUUCACAGGCUGGAGAUCUUCGUGGCCUGUGUCAUCUUCGCUUUCAUCAGCAGCCCCCACCUGUAUGUGCACCAGCCGGCCCUGGAGUGGUGUGUGGCUGUGUACUCCAUCUGCUUCCUCCUGUCAGCAGUGACCCUCCUGCUGAACUGGUACAACUGGGACAACAGGCUGCCCGUUCCCGUCCCCCUUGUGCAUUUGGGGCUGACCCUGCUCUCGGCCCUCCUCUACGCCUCCGCUGUGGUCCUCUGGCCGCUCUACCAGUUCAACGGGGAGUUCGGCGGGCAGCCCCGGAGGUCCAGCGACGUGAGCUGCCAUGAUAAACUCACCUCCUAUAUAUGCACCUGGGACCAGCGACUGGCUGUGGCCGUCCUGACUGCCGUCAACCUGCUGAUUUAUGUGGUUGACCUGGUGGACUUGGCCCGCUGCUUUUUUUAUCAGCUUCUGAGGCUCUGCACCAGGCCCCCUGAUUCCCUCUUAUUGUCAGUGGAGACAUCUUCACCAAGCUCGGUCGUCCUCUGA
Molecule: messenger RNA, 1021 nt
Organism: Capra hircus (goat)
Lineage: Eukaryota; Metazoa; Chordata; Mammalia; Artiodactyla; Bovidae
Product: myeloid-associated differentiation marker-like
Exons: 1
Coding region: 80-1021 (313 amino acids)
Cellular component (GO): cell-cell junction; plasma membrane
Source: RefSeq, a predicted model, not a curated record